AUGGGACCCUCGGCUAUUGUCCCUUUGGUUGUCUAUGGGCUCACCUUCCUGGUGGGGCUGCCCUCCAAUGCCCUGGCCCUCUACGUCUUCUACUGCCGUGCCAAGGCACGUCUGACUCCCAACCUCAUCUACAUGAUCAACCUUUGCCUCUCGGACUUGCUCUUCAUCCUCUUCCUACCGCUCAAGAUGCUGGAGAUUGGGAAGGUGGACUGGACCAUGCCGGCCUUCCUCUGCCCGCUGUACAACCUGAUCCAUUUUGGCACCAUCUAUACCAGUGCCUGUUUCCUGACUGCUGUCAGCGUGGGGCGCUUUUUAGGAGCUGCAUAUCCCAUCUACUAUCAGAUCUACAAAAAGCCUUGCUAUUCCUGGCUGGUCUCUUUGGGGAUAUGGAUCCUGGUGGGGUUCCAUGGCGUUCUUCUCUUUGUCUUGGAGACGACCAAGAACGGCAACUCCACCCUUUUUGCUGGCAACGACAGCUCUUGCUAUGAGUUCAGCAAGCCCAAUGAGCUUGUAGUCUUGGCUCCUGUGCGGUUGGAACUGUCCGUGGUCCUGUUCUUCCUGCCCUUGGCAAUCACCUCUUUCUGCUACGUCGGCUGCAUCCGUGCCCUGGUCGGGUCGCAUCUCCACCAGCGGAAGAAGCGCCGUGCGGUGAGGGUGGCUGUGGCUACAUUUUGUGUCUUUGUCCUCUGUUUUGGUCCCUACAACCUGUCCCAUGUGGUGAGCUACAUCGAAGGGGAAGAAGUCGCUUGGCGCCAGAUAGCUGUGCUCCCCAGUGCAUGCAAUGCUUUCCUGGACCCUCUCAUCUUCUUCUUCCUCUCUUCUGCCAUGGACGACGGGAUUGCCCGAGUGUGGCGCUCCCUCAAGGAAAAAUGCAGCUCCACCGGUCUGAAGCUUGCUUUGGCUCACCGCAAAGGAGCAGGCCAACCAGCAAUACCGGCUAUUUCCUGA
This is a messenger RNA of Hemicordylus capensis (graceful crag lizard), 948 nucleotides long. Its product is annotated as free fatty acid receptor 3-like. Bases 1 to 948 code for a protein of 315 amino acids. The record is from RefSeq and is a predicted model, not a curated record. The transcript has a single exon. Gene Ontology annotation, biological process: G protein-coupled receptor signaling pathway; response to fatty acid; positive regulation of cytosolic calcium ion concentration. Gene Ontology annotation, molecular function: bioactive lipid receptor activity. Gene Ontology annotation, cellular component: plasma membrane. NCBI's taxonomy places the organism in Eukaryota, Metazoa, Chordata, Lepidosauria, Squamata, Cordylidae.